Molecule: messenger RNA, 1725 nt
Organism: Drosophila pseudoobscura
Lineage: Eukaryota; Metazoa; Arthropoda; Insecta; Diptera; Drosophilidae
Exons: 5
Coding region: 73-1725 (550 amino acids)
Molecular function (GO): protein binding
Source: RefSeq, a predicted model, not a curated record
GGAUAUUUCCUUAGUUAGUUUUCCUUCAACAUUUUAUGUGAAUAGUUCGUUAUUGGAGACUAACAUCUUAAUAUGACGGACAAAAGUUUACCAAGAGUUCCUGAGGGACUACGGGACCUAAUGAAGAUGUAUGCUAAAGAAGUUUUACGUCAAAAGCCUGAAAACCUAUACAAAUUCUCUGCCGAUUUUUUUAAUUUGAUUGUUACCGAAAAAUCGAACCGAGUGAUGCGCAAAUACGAGCCAAUACAAACAUAUGAAAGCAUGAUAAAAAACCGUAUUCAACAGCAGAUGCCACUUUCACUCGUAUUUCAUAUAAUUCCGGAAAACCUUACAGAGCUCAUAAAACAAUUUAUUAAGGCAGUUCUAAAAGAAAGUCCGGACAAUAUUUAUAUAUUCGCACAGGAAUACUUUCAAAAGCUCUCGGAGGCCAAAUCGAUAACUACUGAAUACACUAAAUAUACGGAAUACGAAGGGUCAUUGAGGGACAAAGAGCCAUUUAAAUCUGUAGCAAAGGUAACUUGUCAAUGUGGACGUACAAUAACCGGUGAUGCAGCAGAAGUACAGAAUAAUGACAUCAUUUCAAGUACCAUGAUUCCUUUAAAUGAUUGUACUUCAAUAGCUGAAGCAAAGGAGGAAAAUCAAAAAAUAUACGAUCACAACUGUUUAAAAGCAGUCAUCAUAAUUCAAAGAAAUUUUCGCCGGUAUAAAAUUCAAAAGAAAAUAAGUUCUGACAAGGAAAAAUACGACAAAGAAUAUUUACGUGCAGUUUUCUUGAUACAAAGGCUAUUUCGCUGCUACUUGGCCAAAAAGAGAUUUGGAAAACGAAAGGAUUCAGAAAAGGAAAAACCACGUAAUGAUACCCAUAGUACUGAAGAUUAUAUACAUGCAGUCAUUGUUAUCCAACGACAAUAUCGUCGAUAUUUAAAUAAAAAAAUUCGUCAGAAAAAUCGAUUUAAAAAUGGUUCUUUUGGCUUAGUGACAGCAGCCAUCAUUAUUCAACGAGCAUUUCGAAGGAUGGUUGAUGCGCGGAGGGUCAUAGGAAAUGUGCCUGACGUUGUAGAUAAUCGUGAAGAGUUAAACGAUAUUUAUUCUGAGACAUGUUCAUACAAUUCUGUAUCGACGGCACCCCUAUCAACCGAUUCGACCACUGAGCACAAAGAUUUUGUUAAUACCAAUUUUGAAGACGUUAUCCAAAACACAAUAAAGGUGCAGGAGGAAGUAGACAACAAUAACCCUUGCCUAAUUCUUGAAAACGAGUAUGCUGCUAUUAAAAAAGACGAAAACUCGACGAAAGUGCAGAAAAACGACGAUCUAAAAAUCAAUGAAAUUCCAGGCCUAAUAGAACUAUCGGAUUUGACCAAAAUUAGUAUAUCUGAAAAAGUUGAUAAUUCAUUAUGCGAAAAUGGAGAAUCGGAUAUUAUAACGCAUCCUGUGUCUGAACAACACAAUGAACCACAAAAAAAUUUGGAAGAUGAGGACAAUGCCACCGGAAAAACAAAUAAAGAUAAUGGUGCCGAGAAAGAGUUCGAUGUUUUACCUGAUAAAGAAGAACAAACCAUAGUAAUUGGGUCCGAAAUUUCUGAAUCUGGACAUAGAUUUUCAGGUGAACAAGACGUCGAAAUUCCUGUCAGUUCCGCACUUCCAAAGGAAUUAGAUGGCGUCAUAGAACUAUCGGAUUUGACCAGUAAGUUAUUCUUAAAAUUACAUAUCAUAUAUGAAACAUAA